Molecule: messenger RNA, 1050 nt
Organism: Micromonas pusilla CCMP1545
Lineage: Eukaryota; Viridiplantae; Chlorophyta; Mamiellophyceae; Mamiellales; Mamiellaceae
Exons: 3
Coding region: 1-1050 (349 amino acids)
Source: RefSeq, a predicted model, not a curated record
AUGACGCCGCGCGAGAAGGACGUCGUCGACGUCGCGACGACGACCUCGAAGCGAAGCGACGUCGGGAAGCACAAGCGCGGGAGCGGGCGGCGCGCGCGCGAGAGGCACGACGACGCGUGGCGGAAGAAAAAGUGCGGCGACGGCGACGGCGACGACGUCGACGCGAACGACGACGACGCGCCGUUCGUCGCCGGCGGCCCGAGAGAGGCCGCGUCGUCGUCGUCGUCGCGCGGAGGAUCGACCGCCGCGAAGACGUCGCCGGAGUGGGAGGACACGAUCGCGUGGCUCGAGACGGAGCUCCGCGGUCUUCAGAUCGCGCGCAACUACCCCCACAUCCUCGAUGACGCGCUCGUGAUCCUCGCGCGAUGGCGCGACGAGUUCCCUAAGAGCGCGUGGUCGCGCGUGGUCGGCUCCGGUCGCGUCGCGAAGGAGCUCAACGAGUGCGCGCCCGCGAUUCAGCACGCGAUGGACGUGACGAGCGCGAUGCCGAGCGUGGACGCGGACGCGGUGAGACGCGGGGAAGUCGUGGACGACCGCGCGACGAUCGUCGACCUGUGCAGCGGGUUCGGCUACCUCGGGAUGUUUCUGAGCGAGAUGCUAGACCCGAGCAAAGUGAAAGCGAUCGAGCUCGUGGACAAGCAGUGGCCGAUGUGGACGGCGGCGAGGCCGACCGCGUCGCAGAUCAACUGGGACCACAUCAGAGGCGUCGAAGGCGUGAGGGCGUCGGAGCUCGGCGGUGAUCGUCGUCGCGAUCGCGGCGGGAAGAAAAAGAACGGCCCAAACGCAAACGCCGACGCCGCCGACGCGAACGCGAACGCGAACGACGAAGAGGACGCGGCGGCGACGGUCGACUGGACGCCGUCGUACCCGAUCGAGAUCACCACGCGGAAGAUCGACAUCAAGCAGGCGUCGCAGCUGCGGCAGAUGGAGAGGCACCUGUUCGCGAAGCGCGACGGCCCGUUCGUCGUGUUGGGGGUCCACCUCUGCGGGACGUUAUCUCUCAAGGUUCUAUCUCACACUGGUUCCCAUACGACCGCGUCGGCGUGGUGA